Molecule: messenger RNA, 1104 nt
Organism: Phyllostomus discolor (pale spear-nosed bat)
Lineage: Eukaryota; Metazoa; Chordata; Mammalia; Chiroptera; Phyllostomidae
Gene: DHRS7C
Product: dehydrogenase/reductase 7C
Exons: 7
Coding region: 118-1053 (311 amino acids)
Biological process (GO): regulation of release of sequestered calcium ion into cytosol by sarcoplasmic reticulum
Cellular component (GO): sarcoplasmic reticulum membrane
Molecular function (GO): all-trans-retinol dehydrogenase (NAD+) activity
Source: RefSeq, a predicted model, not a curated record
GUGGCCUUAACACAUGGAUUUCCUUCCAAAAAUGCAGACCCAUUUUAAUUAAAUUUAUAAUUAACCUUCAAGAGGGCAGGUCCCUGGAUUCAGUUGGCUUUUGGAGACAUCAACAAGAUGGGAGUCACAGCUGUGCUCAUCCUGCCUUUGCUGCUCUUGGGAAUUAGUGGCCUGCUCUUCAUCUACCAAGAGGUGUCCAGGCUGUGGUCCAAGUCAGCCGUGCAGAACAAAGUGGUGGUGAUCACCGAUGCCAUCUCAGGACUGGGCAAGGAGUGUGCUCGGGUGUUCCACACAGGCGGCGCGAGGCUGGUGCUGUGCGGCAAGAACUGGGAGAGGCUAGAGAAUCUGUACGAUGCCUUGGUCAGCGUGGCUGACCCCAGCAAGACAUUCACCCCGAAGCUGGUCCUCUUAGAUCUUGCAGACAUUGGCUGCGUGCAGGACGUGGCCAAAGAGGUCCUGGACUGCUAUGGCUGCGUGGACAUCCUCAUCAACAAUGCCAGUGUGAAGGUGAAGGGGCCUGCCGAUAAGAUCUCCCUGGAGCUGGACAAAAAGAUCAUGGAUGCCAAUUACUUUGGGCCCAUCACCCUGACCAAAGCCCUGCUUCCCAACAUGAUCUCCCGGAGGACAGGCCAAAUCGUGCUGGUGAACAACAUCCAGGGAAAGCUUGGAAUCCCAUUCCGCACCGCUUACGCUGCCUCCAAGCAUGCUGUACUGGGCUUCUUUGACUGCCUCCGCGCUGAAGUGGAGGAAUAUGACGUCGUUGUCAGCACUGUGAGCCCGACUUUCAUCCGGCCGUACCGUGUCCAUCCCAGCCCAGGAAACUGGGAGGCCCCCAUUUGGAAAUUCUUUUUCAGGAAGCUGGCCUACGGGGUGCACGCAGUGGAUGUGGCCGAGGAGGUGAUGCGCACUGUGAGGCGGAAGAAGCAGGAGGUGUUCAUGGCCAACCCCAUCCCCAAGGCCGCGGUGUACGUCCGCACCUUCUUCCCCGAGUUCUUCUUCGCUGUGGUGGCCUGUGGGGUGAAGGAGAAGCUCCACGUCCCAGAGGAGGGUUAGCCACAGAGGGCAGUCGGUCACCCUGAUGGGAAUAAAGGCUUUCCUGGCUUG